AUGGCUACUGCAGAAUUUCUUAUUUCAGAUGGUGCGAAUAUCAAUGAAAAAGAUAAUAAUGGACAAACCGCAAUUCAUAUUGCAGCAGAAAAUAAUAGUAAAGAAACUGCAGAAUUUCUUAUUUCACAUGGUGCGAAUAUCAAUGAAAAAGAUAUUUUGGGAGAAACCACACUUCAUAUUGCAGCAAAACAUAAUAGUAAAGCAACUGCAGAAUUUCUUAUUUCACAUGGUGCUAAU
Trichomonas vaginalis G3 is the source of this 237-nucleotide messenger RNA. Its product is annotated as cyclin-dependent kinase inhibitor 2C-related family. Lineage: Eukaryota; Parabasalia; Trichomonadida; Trichomonadidae. The transcript has a single exon. Gene Ontology annotation, molecular function: protein binding. Gene Ontology annotation, cellular component: cytoplasm; nucleus. The record is from RefSeq and is a predicted model, not a curated record. The annotation marks the transcript as partial.